CUCUUUGAUGUCACCAACCCUUUCAACCCAUCUCCAUGGGGGAUCGUAGAUCUUUCUAGUCACCAACAUCUACUCGGUGGAUUCAAACGUGGUGGGACGGUGACACCGACGACGGUGACCACCACGGUGACGUCAUCACCGGAUGGGACAUCAAAAGAAGAGAAGAAUUAUUUCCGCCGCUUGAAAUAUUUCAUGGAGAGACGUUUUCCAUGUGGUGUCUGUCAAAAGUCCUUCAAACAAUCUUCUCACCUCGUCCAACACAUGUUGGUCCACAGCGGGGAGAGACCUUACGAGUGCGGCACUUGCGGUCGCGCCUACAACCACGUUUCCAGUCUUAUCCGUCAUCGGCGUUGUCAUAAAGACCCACCACCCAACAACAUCAACCCACCACCCAACAACAUCAACCCACCACCCAACAACAUCAACUCCACCUUGAGCAGCAUCAUCCCACCACCCAACGGCACCACCACGGUGUUGAGCGGCGUCAUCCCGACACCAUCUGGAAUCAUUUUAACCCCCAGCGGCGGCGUCAUCCCAACACCGAGUGGAGUCACCUUGAUCCCAAGUGGUGGUAUCAACUCAACACCCAACGUUCCCUCUUCGGAUGGUCCUUUCACUUGUUCUUUAUGUUGGAAAGUCUUUAAGAAACCAAGUCAUCUCCACCAACAUCAAAUCAUCCACACCGGUGAGAAACCUUUUAGUUGUACGGUGUGUUCCAAGAGCUUCAACCGCCGCGAGAGUCUCACCCGGCACGUCAAGACCCACUCGGGGUUGUUACGUGUCCCAUGCGGCGUUUGCGGCAAGGAAUUCCGCGAUCCGGCCUAUCUUCUACGUCAUCAAACAUCCCAUAAUGCUCAACGCCCCGAUUAUAAGUGUGAGAUCUGCGGGAAGGUCUACGCCGCUCCUCAAAGUCUCUUGAGACAUCGUCAAAGUCAUUUGGUAGGUCCCAAAACGACUUCGGCGCCGUAUCCCGGCGUCACCAAAACGACGGCGUCGCUAUUCGGCGGCGUUUACGCGGCGGCGGAUGGAGAAACGAAGACGAGCGAUGUGGUGGGGGGGAGUUUUUUCUCCUCCUCCUCAUCAUCAUCAUCAUCAUCAUCAUUGGGGGGGUUGAUGAUGUUGACCCCAACAGGGAAAAGUUUUGGUUGUGGGAUUUGCGGUCGAGUUUUUGGGCGUCGGGAGACGUUGAAACGUCACGAGAGGAUCCACACGGGUGAGAAACCUCAUCAAUGCGCCGUCUGCGGGAAGAGGUUCCGGGAGUCCUUCCACCUGAGCAAACAUCACGUGGUUCACACCAGGGAGAGGCCCUACAAGUGUGAGCUCUGCGGGAAGACCUUUGGUUACCCUCAAAGUUUGACUCGGCACAAGCAAAUUCAUCGUUUGCCGUUACCGGGUGGGUUUGGGAACAUCAUCAGUAUCAACGGUAACGUGAUCAAUGGUAACUCAACCAACAGCUCAACCAACAACCCAACCAACAACCCAACCAACAGCUCAACCAACAACCCAACUAACAGCUCAACCAACAACCCAACCAACAACUCAACCAACGUCAACUCAACCAACAACAUCAACAGAACCAACGGCAACUCAACCGAUGUCAAUGUCAACAGCUCAACCAACGUCAACGUGACCAACGUCAACAGCUCAACCAACGUCAACUCAACCAAUGUCAACAUGACCAAUGUCAACUCAACCAAUGGCAACAUCAACAACUCAACCAACAACGUCAACUCGAACAUCAACAACUCAACCAAUGUCAACACAACCAAUGUCAACUCAACCAACAUCAACAGAACCAAUGUCAACUCAACCAAUGUCAAUGCGACCAACGUCAACUCAACCAACAACAUCAACUCAACCAACAACGUCAACUCAACCAACAUCAACAGAACCAAUGUCAACUCAACCAAUGUCAAUGCGACCAACGUCAACUCAACCAACAACAUCAACUCAACCAACAACGUCAACUCAACCAACAUCAACCCAACCAACAUCAACCCACCCAACAUCCCCCCACCCAACCCCGACGCUUUGACUUACGGUUGCUCCGACUGCGGCCAACGUUUCCCGGACCUUUUCCGCGCCGUGAACCACAAAGAACUUCACAUCCACGACAAACCUUUCUCCUGCGAUUCCUGCGGCCACGCUUUCGCUUUGAUCGAGAACUUGAUGUGGCACAAACUGAUCCACCAAACCAACCCCGAAAGAUUUUUAACCCUUUCAACCGACAACAUCUUCCAACCAACCGAAGAACAUCCGGUGAUACCCAGCGGUGAACGUUUCACUUGUGGGACUUGCGGUCAAACCUUUAAACACUUCUUAACCUUGGUGACCCAUAAAUACGUCCACCUCGUCCGCAAGACCUUAACUUGUGGUGUUUGCGGUCAAAACUUCACCGGCGUCUACGAUUUACUCCUUCACCGUCGACGUCAUUUAGAAAAACAUCAUUUCCGGUGUCCGGUUUGCGGCAAACGUUUUUGGGAAGCCACUUUGUUGAUGCGUCACCAACGUUGUCACACCGAAGAACGUCCGUAUCGAUGCGCCGUUUGCGGUCGAGGUUUUUUGAGGUCGUGGUAUUUGAGACAACAUAAAGUGGUCCAUACUGGAGAACGUGCUUAUAAAUGUGCUCUCUGCAAUAAAAGAUUCGCUCAAUCUUCUAGUUUAGCAGAACAUCAACGUCUUCACGUGGUGGCACGUCCUCAAAGAUGUCACAUCUGUGGGAAAACCUUCCGGUAUCGAUCGAAUUUGUUAGAACAUCGUCGUGUUCAUUUAGGUGACAAAAUGUAUCGGUGUGAACUUUGCGGGAAGAGUUUCUUCUACUUGUCUUCUAUUUUAAGACAUCAACGUUCUCAUGAUGAUGCCCGAGAUGAUUUGAGAUGUUCUUCUUGUCUCAAGUUCUUCAAAGAUCCUAAAUAUUUUAGUAAACAUCUGGAAAGUCAUCGAGGUGGGAGACCCUUCAAGUGCGGGACGUGCGGGGAAGGUUUUAGGAAUAGCUACGGGUUGAAGAAACAUCGGCACGGUCAUAAGGUGGAACAUCUGGGAGCUGUGGGGCAGAAGGGGGUUUGA
Messenger RNA from Antrostomus carolinensis (chuck-will's-widow), 3066 nucleotides. RefSeq names its product zinc finger protein 865. Lineage: Eukaryota; Metazoa; Chordata; Aves; Caprimulgiformes; Caprimulgidae. The annotation marks the transcript as partial. Gene Ontology annotation, biological process: regulation of transcription by RNA polymerase II. Gene Ontology annotation, molecular function: DNA-binding transcription factor activity, RNA polymerase II-specific; RNA polymerase II cis-regulatory region sequence-specific DNA binding. The transcript is spliced from 2 exons. The record is from RefSeq and is a predicted model, not a curated record.